GGUGGGCACGAACCUCCAACCCUUUGGUGAGCAGCUGAGUGCUUCACCGUUUGCCCUGCCCAGGAACUCUCUGUUGGGUGCACACCUUCAUUAUUGCUGUUCAAGGACCAAGAACCCUAAAUGCCCUAUUUGGACCCAUCACAGAAUGAAGAAAGUGGAUCAGCUGAAACACAAAGUUGGGUUUGACCUGCAUGCUCACCAUCCACGCUGGACUGUUGUCAUUUCAUUAAAUGGAGUCAGUUCUUAAAUGGGCUGUGAUAGUCCUAUAGCGCACAGCGAGGGCAAGUGUGAGCACACUGACGGAACACAGCUGCAGUGUGAGCACUGGGGGAACAUGACUCGGGGUUCUAUUUGAGCUUCCCAGGAGGGAAAAAUAAUAGGACAAUGUGACAAGGUGGGGACUCUGUGGGUCCCAGAAUGACUCUGCAGUUGCUGGACAAAGAGGGAGACAAGAGGCUCCUUUUGAGAUUACGAGAAGUGCUUUGCGGGAGAGAAAAUUUGUCCUAAAAGAAGCGUCUCCCUCUGGGGUGCUGCUUGAAGAACUCUGGGGUGCUGCUCAACGUCGCUGGGCUGUGUUUCCAUCUGGUUGCUGAAAAAAGCAUGCCAAGUUGCAAGACUGAAGGUGGCUGUGAGAAAUGGAGAUACUCAAGCAAACGUGGUUUAGUACUUGGCAUGUGGAGGGAGCGGAUGCUGGUAGGGAAUGGUUUGUUGUGACCUUAGAAGGUGGGUGUUGGAGAAGGUUCCAGAACCGCAAGGUGGGAGGAGGAAACAACAGCUACUUCCCAGGAGUCAUCAGUUUUUCCCCCACAACCGGACCGAGUUGCUAUAGUGACUGGAGGGACGGAUGGAAUUGGCUAUUCUACUGCUAAGCACCUGGCAAGACUCGGCAUGCAUGUGAUCCUAGCUGGAAAUAAUGACAGAAGAUCCCAAGAGGCUGUAAGGAGAAUCCAGGAGGAAACCUUGAACGACAAAGUGGAAUUCUUAUACUGUGACCUGGCUUCCAUGAGCUCCAUCUGGCAGUUCGUGGGGCACUUCAAGGCAAAGAACAUUCCUCUGCACGUCCUGGUCAACAACGCCGGGGUCAUGAUGGUCCCGCAGCGGACCACCAGGGACGGCUUCGAGGAGCAUUUCGGCCUGAACUACCUGGGGCACUUCCUGCUGACCAACCUUCUCCUGGACACGCUGAAAGAGUCGGGGUCCCCCGGGCGCUGCGCGAGGGUGAUCACUGUGUCCUCAGCCACACAUUACGUCGGCGAGCUGAACAUGGAGGACCUGCAGAGCAGCCAUAGCUACUCGCCCCACGGAGCCUACGCCCAGAGCAAGCUGGCCUUGGUCCUCUUCACCUACCACCUCCAGCGCCUGCUGGCCUCCUCGGGGAGCCACGUGACUGCCAACGUGGUGGACCCCGGGGUGGUCAACACGGACCUCUACCGGCACGUCUUCUGGGGCACAGGGCUGGUCAAGAAGCUCCUCGGCUGGCUGCUGUUCAAGACUCCCAAUGAAGGGGCUCGGACCUCCGUCUAUGCAGCUGUGGCCCCGGAGCUGGAAGGAGUUGGCGGCUGCUACCUGUACAACGAGAAGGCAACCAAGUCCCUCCAGACCACGUAUGAUGAAAAGCUGCAGCGGCAACUGUGGGCCCGGAGCUGUGAGAUGACCGGGGUCCUGGAUGUCACCCAGGAAGGCCUCUUGAUGUAGCCACAGCAGGGGAAGCCUUUGCACCCAGCAGGCUGCUCUCAAGGCCCUUGGGGCUUCCGUGUCUCACGCCCGGCAGCCUCCAGGGCUCUGUCUAAAUGUCCAGUGUUGGCUGCCUUGCGCUUCUCACGAGCAAAAGAAACGUUGGGCAGAACUGGGAGAAUGUGGACCAAGGGGUAAACCUUGUGAUCCCAACGUGCCAAAUUGCUUCGUGUGGCUGCGGGUACCACAAAUGAUUAAACCAUUGCACCUGAGCGUGGGCUUGUCUUUGCUCGACACGGGGACUGGGAGAUGUGGGUCAAAACGUGCGAGGUAAGGUGGGCAUACUUCCGGGGACCUUGUUCUGCUCAAGGAGCGCUGGUGGCAUGGUGGUUAAAGUGUUCAGCUGCUAACAGAACGGUCAGCGGUUCGAGCCCACCCGCCGCUCCUCCGGAGAAAGA
This is a messenger RNA of Trichechus manatus latirostris (Florida manatee), 2132 nucleotides long. It is a transcript of the gene DHRSX, whose product is annotated as dehydrogenase/reductase X-linked. NCBI's taxonomy places the organism in Eukaryota, Metazoa, Chordata, Mammalia, Sirenia, Trichechidae. Gene Ontology annotation, cellular component: extracellular region. Gene Ontology annotation, molecular function: oxidoreductase activity. Gene Ontology annotation, biological process: positive regulation of autophagy. The transcript is spliced from 7 exons. Bases 889 to 1695 code for a protein of 268 amino acids. The record is from RefSeq and is a predicted model, not a curated record.